UUAAGAGCGAAAAUUGCCUAUCUUGAAAACCGGAUUAAAGAAUUAGAAUACAGGGAAAAGGAAGCAGGAGAAAGACUCCAGAUUGAAAAACAAAGUGCUAAAGAAAAGGUUGAAACUUUGAUUGAAAAUAUAAAAGACAUUGAAACUCAAUUACAAGCUCAGAAUCGUAGGAAUACUCAAUUGCAAGAAAUGAUUUCUAUGCAAAAGGCUUCAAUGGAGGAGGCUACGAAUGAAUCAAAGGUUAGGGCAGCUAAGGUAGAAAAUACAUUUGCAAUGUUAAAUGAACAGCUUCGCGAACAAUUGGAUGAAAAGAAUAAAACUAUUGAAAAUGAGCGACAGAGAGUUAAGAAUUUAGAAGAACAAUUUUCUUGUAUGCUUGAAGAACAAAAACGGUUACAUUCACAGAUUGAACGGAGAGAAACCACAAUUAACAAAGUUCUCAGUGGGCUACAAAUGAUCAACCAACGAAAAGAUGUGAUGGAAAAUGCGGCAUUGAAAAAUUUAACAGAGGAUAUGCAAAUUACGUUGUCGCUUGACCGAAAACCCUCUUACCAACCUCCCGUUAAUAUUAAUCCGCCUUGGAAACCGGCUGGCACUAAUUUCAACUCAACUUCUAAAAAAACUAUAGUGAGAAAUUCAUCAACUAAAUCAUCAUCCAUUCCAGUCUCUUCUUUAAAAUCAAGAGGU
Molecule: messenger RNA, 687 nt
Organism: Dentiscutata heterogama
Lineage: Eukaryota; Fungi; Glomeromycota; Glomeromycetes; Diversisporales; Gigasporaceae
Source: the annotation of a GenBank genome assembly